This is a messenger RNA of Vollenhovia emeryi, 714 nucleotides long. RefSeq lists its product as uncharacterized. The record is from RefSeq and is a predicted model, not a curated record. The transcript has a single exon. Gene Ontology annotation, biological process: DNA integration. Lineage: Eukaryota; Metazoa; Arthropoda; Insecta; Hymenoptera; Formicidae. Gene Ontology annotation, molecular function: nucleic acid binding. The coding region runs from base 1 to 714 and encodes 237 amino acids.
AUGAUCGAGGAGCUUGUCAUUUUCCGCUGGGGCGCGCCGCGAGUUUUAUUGACGGACACGGAGUUCAUUAACCGGGAGAUCGGGGCCCUCGCGGCCCAGUACGGUAUUAGCCACUCGACGAUUCCGCCAUACCACCCGCAAGCGAAUCCGGUCGAACGCGUGAACCGCGUGCUUAAAACCGUGAUUACCGCGUUCCUAGAGCGGGAUCACCGGGAAUGGGACCUCCACCUCGCCGAGUUCCGCUUCGCGUACAACUCCGCGUACCAUACGUCCCUCCGAACGACACCCGCCUUCCUAAAUUUCGGGAGGGAGCCGGACCCGGUACGCCUAACCGACCCCGCGGAGGCGGCGGCGACCGCGGUCGAGUUAUCGAAUCCCCAGCAGUGGGGCCAACGCAUGGAGCGCAUGCACACUCUGCGAGCAUGGGUGGUGGAAAACCUGGAGGCCGCCCGGGAGGUCCAAGCACGUCACUACGAUAAGGGGAGGAGGGACCGACAGUAUGAGGUCGGCGCGCCCGUGUUGAAGCGGCAGCACGUAUUGUCGUCCGCGGCCCAGCAUGUCUCCGCGAAAUUGGCGACCAAAUUCCACGGCCCCUACACCAUCGCGAAGAUCUUAUCGCCGGUCGUGUACGAGCUGGCGGAUCCAGGGGGGGCUCUCGCGGGCAAGGUGCAUGUCAAGGAUCUCAAGCCUUACCACGAGCCCUUUGGUCCCUAG